Molecule: messenger RNA, 3299 nt
Organism: Ornithodoros turicata
Lineage: Eukaryota; Metazoa; Arthropoda; Arachnida; Ixodida; Argasidae
Gene: hb
Product: protein hunchback-like
Exons: 2
Coding region: 205-2367 (720 amino acids)
Biological process (GO): regulation of transcription by RNA polymerase II
Molecular function (GO): RNA polymerase II transcription regulatory region sequence-specific DNA binding; DNA-binding transcription factor activity, RNA polymerase II-specific
Source: RefSeq, a predicted model, not a curated record
GCCACGCGUUCUUCUUGUAGCACAUCACGUCUCAAGUUACACCACUCCUUGUCGCGGUCCGAGGGACUUUUUUAGUUUCCAUUUUUUAUUUCCCUCAGAUCCCCUUUCGCCUUCUUCUCGGUACCGCGGGGGGGAAAAGAUGAGACCCCGGAGGGACUUCUGCGAUAAUUUCCUGUCGGAGAUCAACAAAGCGCUCACGGAUUCAUGAAGUCAUGUGAAACAGGCCUUCCUUGGCUCGCCGGGGCUCCCCAGAUGAUGUCCAGGCCGGAAGUCCAGGACAGCAAUGGCUGCGACAUAGAUUCUAAACUCGGAUCGCAAGCGGCUUCGUCUCCCGGAAGUCCAUUCUCCAGAGAACAAGGAGAAGGUCUGACGUCAUCUUGCGAAGACAGCGAAGAUUCCGUCAACGCCGGCCCCGAUAACAGCAACCCUCUUGCUCAACUUCAAACUGCUCUCGAAAAGAGCGGCCUUCUCGGUGUCCAGUUAACGGAUAUCGAACGCAAGGGACAGAUGCAGGAACUGUACCGUUGCCACUUAUGUACCUACCAGGGUACAUCCCAGCUACAGUACGGCGCGCACAUGAGCAGUCACUUCGACCAUAAGUGUCCGUUCUGUGACUACACCUCAAGGACCGAGGGUAGACUGAAGAGACACGUCAAGGACUUUCAUUCCGAGGUACCUCCCGAAAGCUGGGCGGGAACUAGGGUACCUCGCACGGACGACGGUGCACUGGACGGCGGAAAAGAGCGCAAGUUCCGCUGUAAACAGUGUGGGCACGUCGCAGACAGCAAAAAUGACUUCUGGGAGCACAGCAAGGUCCAUAUCAGAUCAGAGAAGUUGCUAACGUGUCCAAAGUGUCCGUUUGUUACGGAAUAUAAACAUCACCUGGAAUACCAUCUAAGGAAUCACUUCGGCUCCAAGCCCUUUAAGUGCGGCAAAUGCAAUUACAGCUGCGUCAACAAGUCCAUGCUGAACAGUCACAUGAAGUCGCACUCGAACGUUUACCAAUACCGUUGCGCAGAUUGUAACUACGCCACGAAGUACUGCCAUAGUCUCAAGUUGCACCUGCGGAAGUACCUUCAUAAACCAGCAACGGUACUCAACCUUGACGGUAGUCCCAACCCUUAUCCCGUGGUUGACGUGUACGGAACACGACGUGGACCCAGGCCAAGGAAGAAGUUCGCUAUGGCACAGGAAGACCCCGUCUUCCCCAAUACGAUGCAGGGAAAUUUUCAGCCUACGCAGCUUCCACCGCUGAUACCUGUUAGUUCGGUUGGCUUUGCGUACCCACCGCACCUGAUGAAUGGUUACAGAGCAGCCAUGAUGAUGGGAGCGCAGAUGUUAGAUGGAAUGAACUUUCAGCAACAGCAGCACGAACAACAAGAACAAAAUAGUUUGAACAAUGUCCAAACGGGGUUCCCUGCUUUCGCGCCGCGGGCGCUACCGUGGAAAGACGAAGAACCACGCCAGUGCACCAUGUGCGGUUUCACCUCAACGGAUAAAGAACUGUUCAACCAGCACGUUCUCCAGCACAGCGUACAAGAGAACCAGGAUCAAGCGUACACAAAACGGGAAAGCGUUCUCGUUAACGAAACUUCGAUGAAAGUGGAAGAACCAGAAGAACUCAAUCCAAGUCGUGUCCAAAGUCAAGCCACUGUUGAUGUGUCGUUUGUUUCUUCGACGUCGAACCUGGAGGGCUCUGCACAACCACUGACCGAAAACGGAACUAUUAAAAUUACGCCAGAGGAACCUGUUUCUAUGGAUCUAAACGAGGUGGCCGAUGUUCAUAUAGAGUCUCACACAGAAACGAAAGACUCGCCGACACCUGCCAAAGCCCGACAACUACCAUUGGACCUGAGUCGUCCGAACGACAUUGCAGACGAAUCGCCGGUAGCGCCACCUGUUCGCAACAGACGGAAGGGCAGAGCAGUCCGGCUGGAUCGCAUCUGCAUGAAACUGCAGACAGAACGCGGCUCCGAUAUUUCUGACAAGUCCGACGAAUUGGAUACCGUUACUGAAGUCAAGACCUCGUCCAUUUAUGAAACUUCAACCGAAGCAGAAGUAGCCUCCGAAGUCGGUUCCGGAACCACGUCCCCUGCGGCCCCUGCGGCGUUGCAGCAGACGACACCCGAGCGCGGUGUCGUCCAAGUGCAAGACGCUGGAAAACCGGACAAUUCGUCUGACUCGACGGCUCAAGAGAUUGAAUAUCGGUGUGCGUACUGUGACAUUGUAUUCAAGCACUGCGUCAUGUACACUGUCCACAUGGGGUACCACGGUUACCACGACCCGUUCACGUGCAACAUGUGUGGACAGCAAAGUGAGGAUAAAGUGGCAUUUUUUCUGCAUAUCGCGAGGGCAGCUCAUCUAUGAAUGGACAUGGCUAUGAUGUGGCUAAGAACCAUCCGAAACAGAAAGUCCCAAUGUUGACUGCCCACCGCCUGCGAUGCAAACGAAUUUGACGUGCCAAAGCUGAAGUGAGAAAAAUGAGAAGAAGAAGAAGAAAGAAAGAAAGAAACAAAAAUAUGUUACAGCAAUGUUACAUAAGCAGAUAGAGUUCGGAUGCUCUAAAAAUAGAACUUCACCGCAUAGCACGCUCUGCGCCAAAGGCUGCGACGAAGGGUGGAGUUAUCGCUUCUGCGGGGCGCACGCUCUUUUGUGACACUUAACAUCCAUUCAAAUUGCCACCAAAAGGCGUACCCCAUUUUCUACGCAUCAGGAAAGAGUACAAUACCGUUCCGAAUAACGGUUGCUCUUGAGCGUGCUGUGCAGUGAAGUUUCGUUCUUCGGGUGCAUAAUAUUACAUAGUUUUAGACAUAAUAAGUGUGCUUGUGAUAAGAAAACAUACGGGUAACUACAACUAAGUUGUGUAAUAACUUCGUGAACAUAUGUUAUUUCAUUUUUGCUGUGUAAAAAAAACAGAAGCGCGUGCCCCAUGACGUGCUGAACUGAGACUUUAUGAUGUUACAUAGCGAAAGGAGAGAGAGAUAUUGUUGCUCACAUAGAUGGGCAUGGGCUUCUUUACCGAAACUUGGCAGUGACCAGUGGACGAUCUAGUCUGAGCAAUGCACGCUGGUUUUGCCCCGACAGUUCCUAAUGUCUGUUCCUAGUCAUUCCAGAGAUCUCCUGUGUUCCUCUAGUGCGAUGGUAACGUGCUACUGUAUUAAAAAAAAAAAGAAAUCAAAAUGUGUUUUUCUGUGCAAACGGCACAUAUUGUACCAGGAGCCUAUAUCAACAAAAGCAAUGUUUUCUCUUUAUAGUACGACCUUUGGACGGAGAUACUAAUAAAAGUAUGUUAACGCAGA